UCUAGUUGAUCGCGCUACUGCACGCUGGCGAAGUCUCGCUGUGACUUCUGUCUUUUCAUUUUCGAGAAGCCACGGCCAUCAGAAUUUUAAUCAUGGGGAUUUUAGAGAAGAUAGCAGAGGUUGAAAAAGAAAUCGGCAGGACCCAGAAGAAUAAAGCCACUGAGUACCAUCUGGGUCUGCUGAAGGCAAAACUUGCCAAGUAUCGGUCACAGUUGAUUGAACCAACCACCAAAAGCGGAGCUAAGGGAGAAGGAUUUGAUGUGAUGAAAUCUGGAGAUGCCAGGGUUGCACUUAUUGGCUUCCCAUCCGUUGGCAAGUCCACUCUUUUGAACACACUAACCAGGACACACAGCGAGUCUGCAGCCUAUGCCUUCACCACAUUGACCUGCAUACCAGGGGUCGUUGAGUACAAUGGAGCCAACAUCCAGCUGCUGGAUCUGCCAGGAAUUAUUGAAGGAGCUUCACAGGGCAAGGGGAGGGGUCGUCAAGUCAUCGCCGUGGCCAGGACAGCUGACGUGGUCAUUAUGAUGUUAGAUGCUAACAAAGGAGAUGUCCAAAGAGAACUGUUGACAAAAGAGCUGGAAAGUGUUGGCCUGAGAUUAAACAAACCCAAACCAAAUAUAUACUUCAAGAUAAAAAAAGCUGGGGGCUUGUCCUUCAACUCCACACUAACGCUCACCCGGUGCAACGAGAAACUCGUCCAGAUGAUCCUACACGAAUACAAAAUUUUCAAUGCCGAGGUUCUGUUCAGGGAAGAUUGCACGCCUGAUGAGUUCAUCGAUGUCGUUGUAGGCAACAGGAUAUACCUGCCUUGUAUAUAUGUGUAUAACAAGAUCGAUCAGACCUCCAUUGAGGAGGUGGACCGGAUCGCCCAUCAGCCUCACAGCGUGGUCAUCAGCUGUGAGAUGAAACUCAACCUGGACUAUCUGCUGGAAAAAGUCUGGGAAUAUCUCAGCCUCAUCUGCAUCUACACCAAGAGGAGAGGAGAGAGGCCAGAUUUUGAAAGUGGAAUCAUCAUGAGAAGAGGAUGCACAGUUGAACAUGUCUGCCAUGCUAUACACAGAACUCUGGUCAGCAACUUCAAGUACGCUCUCGUUUGGGGCUGCAGUGUCAAGUACAGCCCUCAACGAGUCGGUCUCCAACAUAUCAUGAGCCACGAAGAUGUCAUACAGGUCAUGAAAAAGUAAAACCUACAGGCCAGGGUCCUCAAACUCGACCCGACAUCUUUUCUCGUCUUCAUUUGUCGUGUGUCUUCCCCCCUCCCCGUUUCUUCAACAGUUGCAUUUAUUGGAGGGUAUGUUUUGCUUUGCAUAACUUUAAUCUCAAAAUAAGUCCGCUGACACUUCAGCAUGUUAUCAUCAACUGAAAGGAAAGUCUAAUGGAAAUGGAAGAAGUGGCUGAAAAGGGGACAAAUUGCGGAAUAAAAAUAGUUAUCUCGGCUUCACGGUUUCUAUAAAUUCUAGCAAUUGCUUUGUAAGAUAAGAUUUUUCUCUCUGCCCCUAGCCCGGAUUGUUCAUUUUGAUACAAGUCGCACUUUUCAUUUUAGUGUGGCUUGAAAUGACAACUUUAAUCACACGGUUGCAAUUGGUCAGCGAUGCUCUGCCAGACUGGAGUUUUCCUCUUUUGGGGUAGGGGUUGGAUGAGGAAAUGACCGGGCGGCAGCAAGCCUUUCUUGUCAUUACCAUUUCCCAGACAGAGCACAGACUGUAUGGUAAAGGAGUUUCCAAUCUUGAGUAUUUUUAACUCAUACUCAGAUACCCAAACUCAUCAAAUGAUUUCUAAAGUAAAAAUUGACACAUAUCAGGCAUAAUCCCAACUGUGGAAUGUAAAUCGUGAUGGCAGCGGAUUGUGAGGUGAUCAAUAAAUCCACGCGAAUUCAACUACAA
This is a messenger RNA of Acanthaster planci (crown-of-thorns starfish), 1886 nucleotides long. RefSeq names its product developmentally regulated GTP binding protein 2 (gene drg2). The record is from RefSeq and is a predicted model, not a curated record. Gene Ontology annotation, molecular function: GTPase activity; GTP binding. NCBI's taxonomy places the organism in Eukaryota, Metazoa, Echinodermata, Asteroidea, Valvatida, Acanthasteridae.